AUGGCCCAGCCGACAGAGGCGAUCUUAUAUCUAGAAAAAUGCCUCAUCCGGCCCUACUGUGAAAGCGAUGCCGAAGAUACCUCCCGAGAAGCCGACAACCCCCGGAUAGCACAAUGGAUGACCAAUCGGUUUCCCCAUCCAUACGGUGUCGACGAUGCCAAGAAGUGGAUAGCGAAGGCAAUCUCGCAACCCGAACUGAAUGCCUUCGCCAUUUGCCGAAAAGAUAACAACCGAGUGAUUGGCGGAGUCGGGUUGGAAGCCGAAGGAGAUGUGCAAUAUCGGACGAUGACUAUGGGGUAUUGGCUGGGUGAAAACCACUGGCAUCGUGGCAUUGCCACUGAAGUUGUGACGGCCCUCUCCCAAUGGGCAUUCGAAAGAUUUCCCCAUGUGAUUAGGUUACAGGCGAUUGUGUUCGAGGGUAACGAGGCAAGUGCCAGAGUCCUGCAGAAGGCGGGCUAUCAGUUUGAAAGCAGGAGCAGGAGCGCGGUGGAGAAGAACGGUGUGGUGAUGGACUUGAUAACGUAUUGCAUGUUGCGGCGUUGA
This is a messenger RNA of Aspergillus pseudoviridinutans, 543 nucleotides long. RefSeq names its product GNAT family N-acetyltransferase. NCBI's taxonomy places the organism in Eukaryota, Fungi, Ascomycota, Eurotiomycetes, Eurotiales, Aspergillaceae. Gene Ontology annotation, molecular function: acyltransferase activity, transferring groups other than amino-acyl groups. The transcript has a single exon. The record is from RefSeq and is a predicted model, not a curated record. Bases 1 to 543 code for a protein of 180 amino acids.